Molecule: messenger RNA, 732 nt
Organism: Aspergillus alliaceus
Lineage: Eukaryota; Fungi; Ascomycota; Eurotiomycetes; Eurotiales; Aspergillaceae
Exons: 6
Coding region: 1-732 (243 amino acids)
Source: RefSeq, a predicted model, not a curated record
AUGCGUUUUGCUUACGCCGCUGUUCCUUUGGCCCUCGCGAUGCGCGCCGCCGCCACCACGAAGGACUCCUGGGCAUUCGGCAACGGAUUCUACUCUGGUCCUGCCACUAACGCCCACAUUACCAGGGCUACCUGGUCCCUGGUCCCCCCGGCAGUCCCCCAGGGUGUAAAGGUCCAGGACUCUAACGACCAGGUCUGGGUCUCUCUUUGGAUCGGUCUUCAGCACACAAAUGGUGAUGACAACUCCUACCUUUACCAGCCUCUUCUGAACUGGUCUCCUGACCAGGAAUCUCAGGGUUGCUCUGCUAGUGCUAAGGAAUGGUGUGUUGCUGCCAGCACUUAUACUCCCAAGGGUCAGAACGGCCAGGCCUAUGUUACUGUCCCCAAGAAUGCCAAGGUGGACUUUGAGGUUGUGGUCACGGACAAGAAGGUCACCCAGACCGUCACCAUAGGCGGCAAGGUCGUCUCCAAGGAAACUGACGACCUGGACGCGGAGCUGCUCUACCUCUACUCCGGAGACGAAUGCUACACCGGCUCCGGCAACUGCGGCACCCUCGAGGCUUACAGCUGGGAAAAUAUCACCAUCCACCUCAACACCCCGGACGAGUUAUUCGGCGAGACCCUCUUUCUCUACAAGGGCUCUAACUCCGACGGUUUCACUAGCUCCGACAACGGCAAGACCUGGUACGCAGAUUCCAUCAACAUUGAGCAGGACACCUGGACUGGUGCCUAA